AUGUACAGUAACUUUAAGGAGCAAGGGAUUGAGUAUGCGAAGCAGGCUGUACAGGAGGAUACAGCUGGCAACUAUGCCAAGGCCUUGCCUCUUUACAUGAACGCGCUCGAGUAUUUUAAGACCCACUUGAAGUACGAGAAGAACCCGAAGAUUAAGGACGCGAUUCAGGCCAAGUUCGUGGAAUACCUAGAUCGAGCCGAGCAGAUUAAGGAGGUAUUGGAAGGAGCACCGCAGAACGGAGCGCCGGGAGACGCGGCGUCUGCAAUCAAGCCGAAGGCGAAGAAAGGCGGAGCUGGUGGUGGUGGGGAUGACGACGCUGACAACAUGAAGCUUCGAUCGGGGUUGAAUUCGGCCAUUGUGCGAGAGAAGCCGAACAUCAAGUGGUCCGACGUGGCAGGAUUGGAAGGCGCGAAGCAGGCGCUACAGGAAGCGGUCAUUCUGCCAGUUAAAUUCCCGCAGUUCUUCACAGGCAAGAGGCGGCCAUGGAGAGCGUUCCUCCUGUACGGCCCUCCAGGCACGGGCAAGUCGUAUCUCGCCAAGGCCGUCGCCACGGAGGCCGACUCAACCUUCUUCAGCAUCUCGUCAUCGGACCUGGUGUCCAAGUGGAUGGGUGAGAGCGAGAAGCUGGUGGCGAAUCUGUUUCAGAUGGCGCGGGAGAGUGCCCCCUCCAUCAUCUUUAUCGACGAAAUCGACUCGCUGUGCGGCCAGAGAGGCGAGGGCAACGAGAGCGAGGCUUCUCGACGCAUCAAGACAGAGUUCCUCGUCCAGAUGCAGGGUGUGGGCACGGAGGACAACAAGGUGCUGGUGCUCGCUGCCACCAACACCCCCUACUCCCUCGACCAGGCGGUGCGGCGGCGCUUUGACAAGCGAAUCUACAUCCCACUACCGGAUGUGAAGGCCAGGCAGCACAUGUUCAAGGUGCAUCUAGGGGACACGCCCUACAGCUUGUCAGAGAAGGACUUUGAGGAGCUGGCUCAGAAGACAGAUGGAUUUUCGGGGUCGGAUAUUUCAGUCUGUGUGAAGGAUGUCCUAUUUGAGCCCGUUCGGAAGACGCAAGAUGCCAUGCACUUCAAGAAGGUGCCCAAGGACGGCGACUUCUGCUACAUGCCGUGUGGGCCCCGCGAGCCAGGCGCCAUCCAGACCACCAUGGAGGAGCUUGCAGCGCAGGGGCUGGGGGAGAAGGCGCUGCUUCCCGUGGCCAUGGAGGGACUGCUUUCCGCGUGCCUGCUGCAGCCGCGCGCGCUUGCGCUCGGCGUUUCCCCCUGCCUCCCGCGCUCCUCCUCCCGCCAUCCGCGCACGCGUUUGCGCUCCGCCACUGUCCCCACCGCCAUCAGCGGAGCUGGCGCUGCACGACUCGGUAGCAAAUGGCUCGGAUCUCGAAGCAUUUCCGCUGCUCGGAACCUGGCCCCGGGAACUAUCGUUUCUUGCCCGGCGCCAGUGGUGCUGCCACGUGGCGUAGCACGGCCUGUUGUGGUGGCGACGGCUGGUCAGACCCCGAAGGCAGUUUCGGGUGAUGCGGUGGUGGCUGAGAGCAGCGAGUCGGCCCCGUCUACUUCUUCCCAUGCGCGUGAGGUCACCCACUUCUACCGCCACCCGCUCCUCUCCGACGCUGCCACACAAUCGCUGCUCCACAAGGUCCAGGAGAAGGUGUGCGCUGACGUCAUCGGCAUCCGCACGGAGCAAUGCUUCAACGUGGAGCUGACGUCACCUCUGGAUGCAGCACACGAGGCGGCUCUGGUGUGGGUGCUAUCUGAAACGUACGAGCCUGAAAAGCUCACCCGGGAGUCUGUUUUCAGCACUGGCGCUGCAGCGGAGGGGGGAGGGGAGGGAGAGGAGGAGGGGGAGGAGGUGGUGGUGGAGGUGGGGCCUCGUUUGUCGUUUACCACUGCCUGGUCGACCAACGCUGUCUCCAUCUGCCGCUCCUGCACCCUGGAGCAGGUAAGGCUGGAGAAGGAGGCGUGGGGUCUGAAGCAGGUGACUCGCAUCGAGCGCUCUCGCCGCUAUGCCCUGCAGCUGGCGCCAGGCGUUGAGGCGGAUGCUGCCUUUACAGAGGAGCAGAGGGCAGCGUUUGCAGCACUGGUGCAUGACCGCAUGACAGAGUGUGUGUACGAGUCGCGGCUUGAGACGUUUGUCACGGACGCUGCUCCCGCGCCUGUCGUCCGCAUCCCUGUUAUGAAGGAGGGGCGCAAGGCACUGGAGCAGGUUAACAAGGAGAUGGGGCUGGCAUUCGAUGAGUGGGACCUGGACUACUACACGCGUCUGUUCCGCGAGGACAUUGGGCGGGACCCCACCAACGUGGAGCUGUUUGACAUUGCACAGUCCAACUCCGAACACAGCCGCCACUGGUUCUUCAAGGGCGACUUGACGGUAGACGGGCAGAAGGUAGAGCACACACUGAUGGAUCUGGUGAAGGACACGCUCACUGCCAACCCCAACAACUCCGUCAUUGGCUUCAAAGACAACUCCAGUGCCAUCCGUGGCCGUGUGGUGUCCGCCAUUCUGCCCGAGAAUCCCGGGCAGCCAUCAAAGCUGGCGCCUGAGGAGCGGGACUACGAUAUUCUCUUCACCGCUGAGACGCACAACUUCCCCUGUGCGGUGGCGCCAUUCCCCGGGGCAGAGACUGGCGCAGGGGGGCGGAUUCGAGACACGCACGCGACAGGUGUCGGCUCGCUAGUGGUUGCGGCUACUGCUGGUUACUGCGUGGGCAACUUGCAGAUGGAGGGGCAUGCAGCACCAUGGGAAGACACCUCGUUUGUGUAUCCUCCCAACCUCGCUCCACCGCUCCAGAUCCUUCUUGAUGCCAGCAACGGUGCAUCGGACUAUGGCAACAAGUUCGGCGAGCCGCUCAUCCAGGGCUACACACGCACGUUUGGGAUGCGACUGGCGAGUGGGGAGAGGCGGGAGUGGCUCAAGCCGAUCAUGUUCAGCGGGGGUAUCGGGCAGAUUGACCACCGGCACCUUGUGAAAGAGGAGCCGGACGUGGGCAUGCUAGUCGUUAAGAUAGGAGGCCCGGCUUACCGCAUUGGAAUGGGCGGGGGAGCCGCCAGCAGCAUGGUGUCGGGCACGCGCGACGCAGAGAUGGAUUUCAAUGCGGUGCAGAGGGGUGACGCGGAGAUGGCUCAGAAGCUGAACCGCGUGGUGCGCACAUGUGUGGAGCUGGGCGAUAAGAACCCCAUUCUGAGCAUCCACGACCAGGGUGCAGGAGGCAACUGCAACGUGGUGAAGGAAAUCAUCUACCCUCAGGGCGCCGAGAUUGACGUGCGGUCGAUAGUGGUGGGCGAUGAAACCAUGUCGGUGCUUGAGAUCUGGGGCGCAGAGUACCAGGAGCAGGACGCCCUCCUGGCCCGCCCAGAGAGCGAGCAGCUGCUGCGGUCCAUCUGCGACCGUGAAAGACUCUCCAUGGCUGUCAUUGGAACCAUCAGUGGUUCCGGCAAGGUGGUUCUCUUCGACUCCAAGGAGCAGCAGGAGGCGGCAGUGGCAGGCCACGCCCCUCCUCUCCCAGCGGUCGAUCUCGAUCUCGACAAGGUGCUGGGGGACAUGCCCAGCAAGCGAUUUGACUUCGUACGGGGCAACGACGAGAGGGAGCCUCUGGAGCUGCCCCCUGCGCUGACCGUUGUAGAGGCGCUCAAGCGCGUGCUCAGGCUGCCGUCAGUGGCAUCGAAGCGCUUCCUCACCACCAAGGUGGAUCGCUGUGUCACGGGCCUCGUGGCGCAGCAGCAGACCGUGGGCCCGCUGCAGAUCACCCUUGCUGACGUGGCAGUCAUCGCUCAGACCCAUACAGGCAUCACAGGAGCAGCAUGCGCCAUUGGGGAGCAGCCAAUCAAGGGCCUCAUCAACCCAGCAGCCAUGGCGCGCAUGGCGAUUGGGGAGGCGCUCACCAACCUUGUGUGGGCCAAGGUCACUGCACUAGAGGACGUGAAGGCGAGUGGCAACUGGAUGUAUGCAGCCAAGAUGGGUGGGGAGGGGGCAGCCAUGUACGACGCUGCAGUGGCUCUCAAGGAGGCGAUGCUGGAACUGGGAAUUGCGGUUGACGGUGGCAAGGACAGCUUAUCUAUGGCUGCUACGGCGGGGGGCGAGACAGUGAUGGCCCCUGGCAACCUGGUGAUGAGUGCAUACGUCACCUGCCCUGAUAUCACCCUCACUGUCACUCCCGACCUCAAGCUCCCAGGCGAGGGUGUGUUGAUCCACGUGGAUCUCAGUGCUGGCAACAGGCGAGUGGGCGGGUCGGCCCUCGCCCACGUGUACGACCAGAUAGGCGAUGAGUCACCGGAUGCUGAUGUGGCGCUGCUCAAGCGGGGCUUUAAUGCCGUGCAGGAUCUGAUCGGCCGCCGCCUGGUCUCCUCAGGGCACGACGUGAGCGACGGUGGCAUCAUCACAGCCAUUCUCGAGAUGGCCUUCGCUGGCAACACGGGCGUCACUGUCAACCUGCCCUCGCCCGCUGUUGACACACAGGAAGGGGAAGAGGAGGAGGUGGAUGUGUUUGGAACGCUCUUUGCGGAGGAGCUGGGGCUCGUGAUCGAGGUGGCGCCGGCCAAUCAGGACGAAGUACUGCGCACGCUCUCCGCCGCCCAGGUCCCCGCGACCGUCAUUGGCCAAGUCACAUCCCCCUCCUCCUCCGCUCCUGCCUCUCCCCCGCUGCUCUCGGUGGCGGUGGCGGGGGUGCCGGUGCUAGAGGGAGAUUCGAUGCCAGCCUGGCGGGACGUGUGGGAGGAGUCGUCCUUUCUGCUCGAGCAGAUGCAGCGAACCGAGACGUGUGCUGUCGCUGAGAGGGAGGGGCUCAAGCACCGCAAGGAGCCGUCGUGGAAGCUUCCUUUCACCCCGAGCAGGACCGCGCAUGAGCUCCUGACCGCGACCACAAAGCCCAGAGUCGCUGUCCUGCGUGAGGAGGGCAGCAACGGCGACCGCGAGAUGGCGGCAGCGGUGUGGGCGGCAGGCAUGGAGCCAUGGGAUGUGACUGUAUCGGAUCUGCUGCAAGGGCGGGCCAGGCUGGACGACUUUAGAGGAAUCAUCUUUGUGGGCGGCUUCAGCUACGCGGACGUGCUGGACUCGGCCAAGGGGUGGGCGGCAGCCAUCCGGUUCAACGCGGGGCUUAAAGCCCAGUUCGACGCGUUCUACCAGCGGGAAGACACGUGGAGCCUGGGCGUGUGCAACGGGUGCCAGCUCAUGGCGCUGCUGGGAUGGGUCCCUGGUCCGGACGUGGGCGGGGUGAUGGGCGAGGGGGGGGACGCAGCACAGCCGCGCUUUGUGCACAACGAGUCGGGGCGGUUUGAGUGCCGCUUCUCAACUGUACAGAUUGACGAGUCACCUGCUGUCAUGCUCAGGGGCAUGGAGGGCACAAGGGUGGGCAUCUGGGUGGCACACGGGGAGGGCCGGGCUCUCUUCCCCUCCUCCUCCCUCUUCCAAUCCGUCCUCUCCUCCAACCUCGCUCCCAUCCGCUACUGCGACGACGACGGCGCCCCCACCGAAGCCUACCCAUUCAACCCGAACGGGUCCCCCGCGGGGAUAGCCGCGCUGUGCUCUCCCAAUGGAAGGCAUCUGGCGAUGAUGCCUCAUCCGGAGAGGUGCUACUUGAUGUGGCAGCUGCCGUGGGCGCCCAAGGAGUGGCGGGAGGGCAUGGAUGCCAGCGGGCCUAGCCCGUGGCUGAAGCUGUUUCAGAAUGCCAGGGAGUGGUGUGCGGAGCACCCACAGUAG
Messenger RNA from Closterium sp. Naga37s-1, 5691 nucleotides. The record is from the annotation of a GenBank genome assembly. NCBI's taxonomy places the organism in Eukaryota, Viridiplantae, Streptophyta, Zygnematophyceae, Desmidiales, Closteriaceae.